Messenger RNA from Penicillium daleae, 1140 nucleotides. Its product is annotated as GTP cyclohydrolase II. Lineage: Eukaryota; Fungi; Ascomycota; Eurotiomycetes; Eurotiales; Aspergillaceae. Bases 1 to 1140 code for a protein of 379 amino acids. Gene Ontology annotation, molecular function: GTP cyclohydrolase II activity. The transcript has 2 exons. The record is from RefSeq and is a predicted model, not a curated record. Gene Ontology annotation, biological process: riboflavin biosynthetic process.
AUGGCGAAUCUCCCGGCUCAUGCCUCUCCCAAACUCGCCCCGCACUCUCCUCUACCGACCGACCGACCAGAUAGCGUUGCCGACGAUGCGAGUCAGGGAAGUGGCAUCACUACGGGCGAACAGACUCCAGCCCUGCCGAACUCGAUCCUAUCGCCCGCAUUCACCCCUCCCGCGACUCCCGGCGGUACAUUGAACCUGACUUCCAACCCGACACAGUACCUGCAUGAGAGUCAAGCAGCAAGUCUUCGGCACUACGGGGAACACAAGAAGGCACCCAAACUGCUAGAGCAGCUGCCCAAUGUGGAAUGUAUCGUCCGGGCCCGUAUCCCGACUACCAACGGUGCGGAGAUGUUCCUGCAUCUGUACCUCAACGACAUCGAUAAUAAAGAGCACUUGGCUAUCGUCUUUGGAUGCAAUAUCCGCAGUCGAAGCUUGGAUCGUGUUCGGCCUGGUGAAACCGAGAUGGACCGCAUGAUCCGAGGCGCAUACGUGGGCAAAUUGCACCCCGGGAGAACUAGCAGCUGGUAUGACGAUGACAAGAACGAGCAAUCAUCGUCAAGUUCACGCAUGGAGCCCCCACUGGUUCGGAUCCAUUCGGAGUGUUAUACAGGCGAGACGGCAUGGUCGGCUCGGUGCGAUUGUGGUGAACAGUUGGACGAGGCUGCGCGGUUGAUGUCCUUCCCCGUGGAGGAUCUGUCCUCCAAUGCCCCGCCCGAGACACAGUCCUUGCGGUCACAAUCCGCCGGCGGAGUGAUUAUCUAUCUGCGACAGGAGGGCCGAGGCAUUGGCCUGGGGGAGAAGUUGAAGGCAUACAAUCUGCAAGAUCUAGGAUCUGACACCGUCGAGGCCAAUCUUCUGCUGCGCCACCCAGCCGAUGCCCGGAGCUAUGGCUUGGCUACGGCGAUGCUGAUGGAUCUUGGCUGCGGCGCAGAUGUGAACCCGGAUGGCGUACGCCUGCUUACGAAUAACCCCGAUAAGGUACGGGCCAUUGAAGGACCUAACCGUGAAGUGUUGGUCAAGGAGCGUGUUCCUAUGAUCCCCUUAGCCUGGCGGACAGGCGGGGAACGCGGGAUCAAAAGCUCCGAGAUUGAAGGGUACUUGCGAACGAAGAUUUCCAAAAUGGGCCAUAUGCUUCAAUAA